AUGGGUGAUUCAGAGGAGGUGAGUCGGGUGUCUUCCUGCACCAUUGCUCCGGCCAAGGCAUCUCAGGAGCAGCAGCUAGAGGUGGCGCCUUCGAAACACCACCUGCUCACCGGUGGCUACAUCCAAGAGGGCCUCGUCCUACCGAAACCCGAUCCCGAUCCCAAUUCCGAGUUCUCCUCUUCUUCUAUGGACUCUGUGUUACACAGGCUCAAGGCCUCGCUGUCGGAGUGCCUCUCCUACUUCUUUCCGCUGGCCGGGCGCCUGGCCUCAAAGCCCGAUGGCUCCAUCACCAUCCAUUGCAACGAUGCUGGAGUGGAGUUUGUAUAUGCCAAGGCGAUCCAUAUUACUUUAGAUGACAUCCUCGUCUCUCCAUAUGUCCCCCCCUUGUGGUUGCUUGCGGUUCAGGUUACUGAGCUGGCCGAUGGGCUCUUCAUUGGGUGCUCCUUGAAUCACGUGGUGGGUGACGGGACCUCCUUUUGGAACUUCUUCAACUCAUGGUCUGAGCUCUCAAGACACAACAACAACAACAACAACAAGGGCAAAGCCCAUACCUUAUCUCGACCUGUGCCUCAACCCUCCAAUUGACAGUUUUCCCCACCUCGAAAGCCCUCCCCCCAGCCCUUUCAUGAUCGAAUCUUCUAUUUCCCAGCCCACUCAAUAUCCCACCUCAAAGCUAAGGCUAACUCCCAAAUUCUAGAGGCCAAUUCACCAAUCUCCUCAUUCCUAGCCCUCUAUGCCCAUGUCUGGCGUGCCAUCGUUCCUGCUCGUGAGCUUCCGGAAGCACAAGAGACAUGGUGCUCUCUGUCAGUGUCAUACCGUUCAAGGUUGGUCCCACCCCUGUCUACCUACUUCUUUGGAAAUGCUAUCAGAUUGGUUUGCUUGAGGACCACAGCAAGAGAGCUUCUGGGUAGAGACCUUGGCUGGGGGGCUAAGCUCAUUCAUGAUGCCAUAGCAAAGGAGACUAAUGAGGAAAUACGCUCAUGGUUGGAGACCAAUACAAAGGUUCCAACCUUCUUUGAUUCUACACGGUUCUUCGCAUCUCCAGGUGUGGGGAUGGGAAGCUCGCCCCUGGGUGUGCGCGUGGGAUACGAUAACAGGUAUGAUGGCAAGUUGUUUGCUUUCCCAGCUAGAGAGGGCAGAGGCAGCAUUGAGCUGCAUUUUAACAUGAAUCCAAACGGCAUAGCUGCACUCGAGAGAGAUGGGGAGUUCAUGGAGGCAGUGGAAGAGAAGACCGAUUGA
Messenger RNA from Amborella trichopoda, 1239 nucleotides. The record is from RefSeq and is a predicted model, not a curated record. NCBI's taxonomy places the organism in Eukaryota, Viridiplantae, Streptophyta, Magnoliopsida, Amborellales, Amborellaceae.